AGCGGCCGUCGGGGUGGCCAUGGUGCUACUGUUGCUAGUGGCCAUCCCGCUGCUGGUGCACAGCUCCCGCGGGCCCGCGCACUACGAGAUGCUGGGUCGUUGCCGUAUGGUGUGCGACCCGCACGGGGCCCGAGGCCCGGGGCCCGACAGCGCGCCAGCUUCCGUGCCCCCCUUCCCGCCGGGCACCAAGGGAGAGGUGGGCCGGCGGGGGAAGGCAGGCCUGCGGGGGCCCCCGGGACCGCCAGGCCCCAGAGGGCCCCCAGGAGAGCCAGGCAGGCCAGGUCCCCCUGGUCCUCCCGGCCCAGGUCCAGGAGGCGUGGUUCCUGCUGCUGGCUACGUGCCUCGAAUUGCCUUCUACGCUGGCCUGCGGCGGCCUCAUGAAGGUUACGAGGUGCUGCGCUUCGACGACGUGGUGACUAACGUGGGCAACGCGUAUGAGGCAGCCAGCGGCAAGUUCACUUGCCCCAUGCCGGGUGUCUACUUCUUCGCUUACCACGUGCUCAUGCGCGGCGGCGAUGGCACCAGCAUGUGGGCAGACCUGAUGAAGAACGGACAGGUCCGGGCCAGCGCCAUUGCCCAGGACGCAGACCAGAACUACGACUACGCCAGCAACAGCGUCAUUCUACACCUGGAUGUGGGAGACGAGGUCUUCAUCAAGCUGGACGGCGGGAAGGUGCACGGUGGCAACACCAACAAGUACAGCACCUUCUCCGGCUUCAUCAUCUACCCAGACUGAGCUGCCCACCCCCGCCCCGCUCCGGCCCCGCUCCCCCUUUCAUUCCCUUCCUUACCCAUCUCCAGCUGGCCCCACCCAAGGCACCACCCCAUCCUUUGAGAACCUGGCAGUGGGGUGGACCCUCUUGCUCCCAGAGGUGGCCUAAAUGGACAGACUUGGUGCUUAAGGGUAGAAGUCGCUGGGGAGGGGAGAGGGCGGGGCUGGAGGAGGAGCAGAAGGGCAUCCCAAGGGACUGCCAGCAUCCACUGUGCGCUUGUGAAAGUCGGGUCCAGAGCGGGGUGGAGGUGGUGGCUGUCUCUUUUGUCCAGAGAUGGGCAGCUGUUUCACUAGCCAGGGCUCAGAAAGCUGAAGGGAAGCCCUGGCAGCUUGGGAGGGAAAGAACAGAAACAGAAGGAGCCCACCUAGGCGAGAGGAGACAUUAAGGCAGGGUAGGGCUGGUUCUGUCAUGACAGCUUUCUCUUGCCAUGCCCUCCUCCCCUCAUCUCCACUUUCAGGCUCCAGGCUCCAGCCUUGGCAGCUUUUCUGUGAACUGGAAGAACCAGUGAACUCUUUCCUGGCAUUUAAAACUCAUUCUGUACAGUCCCCAUUCCACCCCUAUCCGGGCUAGGCUCGGGGGCUACAGCUGCUGUUGCCUCUUCCAAUAA
Molecule: messenger RNA, 1380 nt
Organism: Microcebus murinus (gray mouse lemur)
Lineage: Eukaryota; Metazoa; Chordata; Mammalia; Primates; Cheirogaleidae
Gene: C1QL4
Product: complement C1q like 4
Molecular function (GO): protein binding
Source: RefSeq, a predicted model, not a curated record